This is a messenger RNA of Gossypium arboreum, 1742 nucleotides long. RefSeq names its product F-box protein SKIP23-like. Bases 190 to 1461 code for a protein of 423 amino acids. The record is from RefSeq and is a predicted model, not a curated record. Lineage: Eukaryota; Viridiplantae; Streptophyta; Magnoliopsida; Malvales; Malvaceae. The transcript has 2 exons. Gene Ontology annotation, molecular function: protein binding.
GGCUGACACAUAAGCAAUAACCUGGCAAAAGAAAAAGGAAGGUAAGCAUCACUUGGGGCAGAUUCCUCCUCUCCUUUCAACUAUAUAUCAAGACUUGCAAUGCUGAAGAGAGCUGCAUAGAAACAUCCGUUCUCUUUUCUUGUUCAUCCAUAUCUGAUUUCCACCCUCUCCCCAUUUUAAGAAGAAGAAAUGGCUCCUUGUCGAUCUUGGUCUGAGCUUCCAAAAGAGCUCAUCUCUUACAUUGCUAAGUGCCUCGACACUCGCACUGAUGUUCUUCGUUUCCGAGCUGUGUGCUGCUCCUGGAGAGCUUCAGUUCCUUUGCCACCAAAAUCUUCUAAACUGCCAGUGCAUUUCAGCUUGCCUGUUAAUGAUCCUAGGAAGCCUAUUGUUUCUGCCGUCAUUUCACAAACGGUGGUCUACCGCAUUGCUCAACCAGGCUUUCAUGCUCAUCCCAACCGCAAAAGCUGUUUCAUCAGGGUGGAAGAAACGGAGCAAGAGAACAAGUUCCGCCUGGUGAACCCGUUUUCUGAGCGUCUGAUCAAGCACAUGCCUGCCAACUUUCCCAAGGAGAUAAACCAUCUCAACUUCAGGGUGGAAGAAAUGACCAAGGGUUUCAGUAUUCGACUGCUAAAGGAUGAUGGUAGUUCUGAUCUCCAUGACAACAAUUUCUGGACUCGCAAGUUCAAGCUUGCUUCGGAUUUUGAUUCGAGCUACAAGGCUAUUUCUAUCUCAUCAGGGCAAUUAAGACGUGCGAGGCUUGAUACUUACACGACUGACAUCCACUGGUGUUCGCUUGAUACUGAAGUUCAUUACCGUGACAUCACCAACUUCGAUGGAAAAUUCUUCAUGGUUAAUAUUUAUGGCGUUAUUUUGGGGAUGGAUGAGAGCUUUUACACCCUGGACGAGGUUCACACAUCUCUGGAACAAAAGGACUGGGAAUGCGAAAGGUAUUUCGUGGAAUCAUGUGGCCAUCUUUACUUGGUUGUCAGAGACUUCCUCAUUUGCCCUACUCUAGUUCAAUAUAAUUACACACUUGAUGCUUUCAUGACCGAAGCCAAAGAUGCUAAUGUGCCGGUUAAAUUCAAAGUUUACAAACGGAUCCCUAGUGGUGACCAGCGGAGUAGGUUUUGUUGGGUGGAGGUGAAUGAUUUGGGUGAUCACGCAUUCUUCGUCAGCACUGAUUGUUCCUUUUCCUUUUCAACUCGAGAUUACACAGGGUGUGGUGGGAACUGCAUCAUCUAUGUUGAUGAAAUAGACAAUGUGGAGCGUCUUAGGAAAUUUGAAUCUAUCGAAGCAGACAACGACAAAGAGGGUCUUAAGCAAUUGAAGAAUGGAAAGGUCAGAUUGUACAAUUUAGCGGAUCAAUCCAGUGCACCUCUUGCAUUAUUCCCACACUACCUGGAUAUGUUCUGGCCUCCUCCAACAUGGCUGAAGUGGGAUCAGGGCUCUUCUAAUGCCUGAAUACUGUGUUCUGGAGACAAGCUUCUGUUGGAAGGAAGCUGCAGGCAGCACUCGUAUAUCCCUGGAAAGGAAGUACUAAAUAAAUCAAGUGCUGUUAGUUUAAGUGUCUUGUAUUAGAAGUAUGCAUAGGUGGGAGGUGUUUCACCACCAUAUUGUUGUUUAAGACUUGUGUUUUCCUAUCUGUCUGGUGGGGAACUCUUACAAACUCUAUGGUUAUGUUAUGUUAUGUUGUGUUGUGUUGUGUUGUGUUUGAAUAUGAAACCUGAACCGUUUUGGUAUUA